Molecule: messenger RNA, 5154 nt
Organism: Xenopus tropicalis (tropical clawed frog)
Lineage: Eukaryota; Metazoa; Chordata; Amphibia; Anura; Pipidae
Gene: adgrg4
Product: adhesion G protein-coupled receptor G4
Exons: 25
Coding region: 164-4960 (1598 amino acids)
Biological process (GO): G protein-coupled receptor signaling pathway; cell surface receptor signaling pathway
Cellular component (GO): membrane
Molecular function (GO): transmembrane signaling receptor activity; G protein-coupled receptor activity
Source: RefSeq, a predicted model, not a curated record
GAGUGGCAGAGACCAUAGGUCAUUUGAUUCGAGUUCCUGCAUUCUAAUAGAGCUGGCUUGGGAAACACAUACAAUACACAGGAGUCUUUUUUAUGCUGGGGCUUGGCACUAGCGUGUCAGCAUGGCUUUAUACCGUGAAGAAAAAUAAGAAAAAGUCAUUAAAAUGUGGAAGCUCAUUCCGUGGCGAUAUCCUGUAAAAGUUUUCAUCAUUCUACUUAUAACUCGUGAGCUGUACGCUUUAUCAGAUUCAGACUGCAAAGAACUCACACAAUGCAAGGCGGAGAUUACCAAAUUGGGUUCCUUUGUACAAAUGACCAACACAAUUAUCCCCGCAUUAGAAAGCUACACAUGGUGCUUGGACUUAUCACGUGCAGUUAAUACCAGCACUUGGACAGCAUUUACAUAUGUAGUUGCAAAUGAAGAUGAUGAAAAUUGCCCUGAGCUUGGAUUUGGUGGUUCUUAUAACAAGCUUGUGCUAUUUCAUUUGGAAAAUAGGUAUGACAUUGACUUUCAAUUGCGCUUACCAGAUUGGCACAUUGUAUGCUCAACUUGGGACAGUAUCACAAAGCAGCUGGAGGUCUUUGUGAACGGAAAGUGCAUAUUUAACAAAAAACUUCCAAGUGCUCGAAAAGUGAAGCCCAAUGGAACACUGGUGUUAGGUAUUAACCAUUUAAUCCAUGGGGGAAAUGUGGAAUCUGCAGAUAAUUUUAUUCUUAUGGGAAGCCUGUACAACUUUCAGAUGUGGAAAUCUAUACUCUCCACUGAUAUCAUGGGUACCUGCACUGAAGGAAAUGUAGUUAGUUGGACCCAUAAGUUUUGGACCUUUUCAGACACCUCCCCCAUUAAGAAUGAUACACUGCGAUGUGCAAACUCAGGGAAUGAACGCACAACCACCGCAAGUACAACCCCUUGCCGGACUACUUUAGAUACACAAACAACAACCUUAUCUCUAACUACAACCAAGCUAUCGGAAAUUACAACAACUUGGAUUCCUGAGGCAAGCACAGAAGGGGCUGCACCUAUUACAACAAGUACUUCUACUUCAGCAGCAUCAUCUAGGAGUGACUCUAACACAGCACCCCAUAGUGAGAGCACUAGUACUACAGAUCGGCCUGUCAGCACUAGUACUACCAGUAUUCCCAAGAGCACUGACAGUCUCCCUGCCACUGCUUUCACUCCCAAUAUGCCUCUCAGUACUAGUGCUUACAAUAUGCACAGCAGAACUAGCAGUAGCUAUACAUCAGUUAUUACUAGUGGUACUAGUUCUUUUGUCAGUACUUCUACUACCAGUAUACCCACCAGCAUUAGUAGUACAAACAUGCCUCACAGUACUAGUGCUAACAAUAUGCCCACCAGCACUAGCUUUACAUCCAUUAUUACUAGUGGUGCCAGUUCUUUAGUCAGUACUUCUACUACCAGUAUACCCACUAGCAUUAGUAGUACAAACAUGCCUCACAGUUCUAGUGCUAACAAUAUGCCCACCAGCACUAGCUAUACAUCCAUUAUUACUAGUGGUUCCAGUUCUUCUACUACCAGUAUACCCACCAGCAUUAGUAAUACAAACUUGCCUCACAGUACUAGUGCUAACAAUAUUCCCACCAGCACUAGCUAUACAUCCAUUAUUACUAGUGGUGCCAGUUCUUCUGUCAGUACUUCUACUACCAGUAUACCCACCAGCAUUAGUAAUACAAACUUGCCUCACAGUACUAGUGCUAGCAAUAUUCCCACCAGCACUAGCUAUACAUCCAUUAUUACUAGUGGUGCCAGUUCUUCUGUCAGUACUUCUACUACCAGUAUACCUACCAGCAUUAGUAAUACAAACUUGCCUCACAGUACUAGUGCUAGCAAUAUUCCCACCAGCACUAGCUAUACAUCCAUUAUUACUAGUGGUGCCAGUUCUUUUGUCAGUACUUCUGCUACCAGUAUACCCACCAGCAUUGGUAAUACAAACAUGCCUCACAGUACUAGUGCUAACAAUAUGCCCACCAGCACUAGCUAUACAUCCAUUAUUAGUAGCAGUGCCAGUUCCUCCCACAGUACUUUAAGUACUAGUACACUCACCAGAACUAGUAGUGCAAAUAUACCUGUAAGUACUAGUUCUAACAAUAUGCCCACCAGUGCAACUAAUAUCCCUAGUGUUAUUAUUACUACCAGUAAGUCCAUCAUUACUAGUGAUACCAGUAUGCCUAUAAGUACCAGUGCAACCAGUACACCAAUCAGUACUAGUGCUACCAACAUAGUAAGCAGUAAUAGCGUUACAAAUACACUUAGAAGUACUCCUGCCACAACAACUGUUACAAGUCAAGAUGUACAGUCUCUUCUGACAACACCUGCAAGACUCACUACAACUAAAUCCAGUGAUAAAACAACCAUAUCCAUUGGAUCCAUGCCAACUACAGUCACUUUCUAUCUGGUCCUAAUGAAUAUCUCAGUGUCAGAUGGCAGUAUAAAUGAAGACUUGGCACUUGAACUCACAAAAAACCUGAUUUAUCAUAUUUUGGCGAGAUCUGACUUUGCAAUAGUUCAGAUUAUGGUGAAUGAACAAGUUUGCUGCAGUAAUGAACCUCAGAAAGAACAACGUGCCAAAAGAAAGAGGAGUGUAAUAAGAGACACCACAGAUUUCAUAUUUGAGUCAAAACUGGCCAUACAAGCAACUUCAUCUGACACCCCUGAUACUCUGACCAAGAACUUGACAAAUCUCUUUGAGAAUUUUCAUUACACCGAUACACAGUUGCAAAAGAAUCUCUCUGUAAUAUCUGUGAGAGUGCAACAUUUAGUUCUAGGACAAUGUCCUCAAGAGAUUACUAAUUCCAGUGAGAAAGGAACAUAUACAUGGAUGGAAAAAGAUCCAACAGAAACAGCAACAGUUCAAUGCCAAAAAAACCCUGAGGAAGUUGCUACCAGAUAUUGCAAUAUUGACAUCACUACUGAACGCCCCAAGUGGGAAAGUCCAUAUCUGGAAAGAUGCUUGCCUGUCCAGACUUUUCCAGACACUAUAAAAGAGCUUCAAAAUGUUGUUGUAACCUUAGAAAAUGCCCCCAUUUUGGCCAAGCACGUUUUAAAUCUAAUCAAGGACUUUGACAUUUUAACAAAAGAUGAGACAGAAAUCAUUCUCACCAAAAUAACUGAAAUUGUUGGCGUGGGAGGUGUCGAUCUGCCUAGGGCACAGACAAUUUUAGGCAUUCUUAACAACAUCAUAAUAAAGGGAGAGGAACUGUGGCCUUUUACCAACAGGAUUUUAAACCUCACAGAGGAAAUUGGAUACAAAAUGGAUUAUUCUGGCAUGGCUGCAAAUGUCAGUGAAGAAAAUAUGGCUCUUUCUGUGUCAAAUGUUGAAUUCCACACUUUUGAAGAAAUCUAUUUUACAGUUAAAACAUAUGAGGAAGGAAAAUAUCCUGAGAUAACCCUACAGAAAGUACCAGCAGACAAGGCUGUGGCUUACAUAUAUUUGCCUCAGGAAAUAAAAAACCAUGUUAAUGUUGCAACAUCUAAAGUACAGUUUAACUUCUUUGGUAAAACAUCACUUUUUAAGGACGACAGUUUCAGCAGUGUCAGCAGUCCUGUAUUAAACACUUAUGUUGUAAGUGCCAGUAUUAAAAACACCAAGAUCCAGGGACUGAAUGAGCCAGUGCUUUUUACUCUGAAGCAUAUUAAGGAAAAUAAGGACAUGAGUUUGAGUUCGGUGCAUUGUGUAUUUUGGGACUUUAAUGCAAAUGACAGGAUGGGUGGAUGGAACUCAUCAGGAUGUAUAGCAAAAUACACCAAUAUCAACUACACAACCUGUUAUUGUACACACCUUACCCACUUUGGAAUUCUUCUGGAUCUUGCCAGAAAAGAUAUUAACCCUUGGGAUGAACGCAUAAUGAGCCUGUUGACAUACGUGGGAUGUGGAAUUGCUUCGCUUUUCUUAGGCAUAUCGCUAGUGACAUAUUUGGCAUUUAAGUCACUUAGGAAAGAUUACCCAUCAAAGAUUUUAAUGAAUCUAUCAGCUUCACUUCUUAUGCUGAACCUGAUCUUUCUGAUCAACAACUGGUUAUCAUCAUUUCGGAAUCAUGGCCUGUGCAUCACUUGUGCUGCCUUGCUCCAUUACUUUUUGCUGGCAUCUUUUACAUGGAUGGGACUAGAAGCUGUCCACAUGUACUUUGCAUUUGUCAAAGUGUUUAAUUUAUAUAUUAGGAACUACAUACUAAAAUUCUGCCUUGUUGGAUGGGGAGUACCUGCCAUUGUUGUUGCCAUUGUACUGAGUAUAAAGCGAGAUUUCUAUGGAAAUGGAACUAAACAUAAACAGUAUGCUGUCAUGAAACACGAUGAGGAUUUAUUCUGCUGGAUUCAGGACGAUGUGGUGUUUUAUGUGACUGUUGUUGCCUACUUCUGCUUCAUAUUCCUAAUCAAUAUAGCCAUGUUCAUUGUGGUGCUUGUUCAGAUUAACUCAUUAAAAUCAAAGAAGAUGAAGGACUGGAAGGCUGCUUUUGUUCAUGACUUAAAAAGCACAAUAAGCCUUGCUUUUUUACUCGGCUUGACUUGGGGAUUUGCUUUUUUUGCCUGGGGCCCUGUAAGAAUUGCCUUUUUGUACCUGUUUUCAAUUUUCAACACAUUACAAGGUUUUUUUAUCUUUCUAUUCCAUUGUCUAAUGAAAGAAAAUGUAAGGAGACAAUGGCAAGCACAUUUAUGCUGUGGGAAGUUGAGACUCAACACUUCUGAUUGGAGCAGGCUGAGUAAUGGUGAGUUAAAGAGAAAUAGCCGAAUAAGCAAGUUACAAUCAGAUUCAUCCCAGUCAACCUUGUCAACUGCCACUGCAUCCACAUCUAAUGCAUCCAGCCUCUCAGGGUUCAAAGAUGGAAACAGUUUUCGAAAUGGUGGAAUAUUCAUAAACGAUCCUAAUUUGGACUCUCGAAAUCAAGCAACUAUAACGUAUGAUGCAAGAAGAAUUCUGUCAUUUUUGGAUUUAAACACACAAUGAAAAUGUUGAUUUUUUUUUGUUAUUUCUUUCAUUAUGAAUAAUAAGCUUUCAGGCCUUCUUUUUAUUCCUGCCUGUGUAUACUAAGACCCCUGAGGUGUACUCAGGGUCGGACUGGGGUGUGGAGGGCCCACCGAGGCCUGCGCCCAUAGCCUUCCCCCCCCUCCCGGAGGGCCCCCCCUAACCCCCCUCACAGG